Molecule: messenger RNA, 780 nt
Organism: Macrosiphum euphorbiae (potato aphid)
Lineage: Eukaryota; Metazoa; Arthropoda; Insecta; Hemiptera; Aphididae
Source: the annotation of a GenBank genome assembly
AUGGCUGAUCGAUCUAUAACUUCCAUACUCAUAGCUCAAAAAUUAGAAAUCUCAGAGCAGCAAUGGUUAAAAAUAGAAAUUCUUGUCAUUCUUCUUAAGCCAUCGCAAGUUAUUACGUCACUUCUAUGUGGAGAAAAGCAUUCACCGACUUCAAUGGUAAGGCCAUUACUCAAAAAAUUGUUAGACAACCAUUUAAAACCACAGGAUAAUGACGACCAAAGUAUAAAUUAUUUUAAGCAAACUAUUAUUUCUGAUAUUAAAGAACGGUUUAAUCUUGAGUGGGAUUCAGAAAGCAGAGUUUCUAUUCGACAAAUCGCGUCAUUUUUGGAUCCAAGGUAUAAAAAUUUGGAUCACGAAUCCAUAAUUGCACGAGAAAGCAUUCGAUCAUCCGUUAUCAAUUUAUUAAAUAAUACUGAAACUGAUGCACAUAAUGUAAAUACACGACGCGAACCAUCACUUCAAAAAAGUGCACUAGAAUUCCUUUAUGGUGAUGAUGUUACUGAAGUCAACGAUUUGACGACAGAGUUUCAAAAUUAUUUAGCAGAACCUCAAUUAAAGUUCGAUUUGAAUCCAUUUGACUGGUGGAAAUCCAGAGAAGAUAAAUAUCCAGGAAUUGGAAUACUGGCAAAGAAAUAUUUAUCAAUAUCCGCCACAUCAGUGAGUUCUGAACGAUGUUUUUCCAUAGCUGGAAACGUGGUAAAUUCAAAAAGAACAUCACUAUUGACAAAAAAUGUUAAUUUAUUAAUUUUCUUAUAUCAAAAUCGAAAUUUAAUACCAUAA